UAACAAAUAAUAAUAAUUCGAAGAAGAAAGAACAAAAAAAAGCCUCCUUUUUUCCAGUUUCUAUCAAUCGAUUCUCCGCGGCCAAUGCAAUCGAAAUUCGAUUCUGGGCUUCUCCUUUGAUACGUAAAGGCUCUCUCUUUUCAUCUGUUGGUGUGAUCAUGGGCGCUAAUAUCUCAGGCGUUACGCCGGAGUUUGACCGGAGCAGUGAACCCAGAUUAUCUGAUUUGCCGGAGAAUUGUGUAGCGUUGAUCAUGAUGGAGCUUGACCCGCCGGAGAUUUGUCGGCUCGCUCGUCUCAGCAGGGUGUUCCGUCGCGCGUCGUCAGCUGAUUUCAUAUGGGAGCCGAAGCUGCCUCCGAGUUAUCGAGCUAUCGCGCGGAAGGUGUUCGAUGAAAUUACUCGGAGGAAGUUGUUGAAGAAGGAUUUGUACGCGAAGCUCUGUAGGCCCAAUCUCUUCGACGGUGGCACAAAGGAGCUGUGGAUUGAUAAGAACACUGGUCGUCUUUGUGUAUCGAUUUCUUCAAAGGCGUUAAGGAUUACGGGAAUUGAUGAUCGGAGAUACUGGAGUCAUAUCCCAACCGAUGAAUCCAGGUUCCACUCAGUUGCGUAUGUUCAACAGAUAUGGUGGUUUGAAGUAGGAGGAGAGUUUGAGAUCCAGUUUCCAUCUGGAACGUACAGUCUCUUCUUCCGUAUCCAGCUCGGUAAAACAUCAAAGAGACUUGGACGGAGAAUCUGCAACUCCGACCACAUCCACGGAUGGGACAUUAAACCUGUUAGGUUCCAGCUCGCAACUUCAGACAACCAACAAGCUGUUUCGCUGCGUUAUCUGAACAACAACCCCGGACACUGGAGUCACUAUCACGUCGGGGAUUUCAAAGUGGUAAAUCCAGAUGUAUCAACAGGAGUCAAGUUCUCGAUGACUCAGAUUGAUUGCACUCACACGAAAGGUGGCCUGUGCAUAGACUCUGUUCUUAUAGUACCUAAAGAAAAUGCAAGAAAGGUCGUUGAAUCAGAAUAGUUAAUUUUUUGUAGAUAUAGAGUGAGAUUGUUGUAAAUGGUGAGAAGAAUCUUUUUUUUUUUUUUUCAUUGAUCUGGAACUUGUACACAUGGUUUGGUUGUCUCUGGUUUUGUCUGUAGUUACAGUGAUUGUAAGAGACUUAAGGUAUUGAACUUGAACAUUGAAGAA
Messenger RNA from Brassica oleracea var. oleracea, 1184 nucleotides. RefSeq names its product F-box protein PP2-A13. The transcript has 3 exons. Gene Ontology annotation, molecular function: protein binding. The record is from RefSeq and is a predicted model, not a curated record. The coding region runs from base 159 to 1016 and encodes 285 amino acids. NCBI's taxonomy places the organism in Eukaryota, Viridiplantae, Streptophyta, Magnoliopsida, Brassicales, Brassicaceae.